CAGGUCCAUCCCGCUUGCACAAGGCUGAGUUCGUCUUGUUCCUCGUAUGUUCCUUUGUGUUUUCAACAAGCGCAACUCUUUGUCUCCCCUUGUCUGUAACACAGCCACCACUUCCACUCUUCCGUGCCAGAUCGCCCUCUUGACGUACGUCAGUCACGUCACAUUCGUUUCCCAUAUCUACCAUCAACAUGUGCCGUUUUAUACCGGCUUCUGGAAAACAACCUGUUUUAGAUCCACAUAGAUCCCACGAGUCGUGACAUGUAGACCAAACACCAGUUCGCGCAUGCUCAUUCCUUCCACAACCUUGCCAAGCACCUUCAAUCAAUCGAUCUUCCAUCUUCUCUUCACUAUGCCCGCACAUCUAGCUUCUUGGAAAGAUCGUCUACCAUCUUAUCUGAGAGAUAUUCGCUUCAACUUCUACAGGCUGCACCUUUGCUAUUUCGUCUUCACCAUUCUCCUAUCCUCGAUCAUUCUUUAUGGAAGCACUACCAAUGGCAACUCUGACAACGCCCAAAAGGCCUUCAAUCUGCGUUAUAUCGAUGCUCUCUUCCUCUCUGCUAGUGCUAUGACGAACUCUGGCCUCAAUGUUGUGAACUUGGGAUCUAUCACCGGUUUUCAGCAGGCGGUACUCUUCGUCUUGAUUCCUAUGGGAAACGUCAUGGUUGUUUCCAUGUCCACAGUCUACAUCAGGAAAUACUUCUUCAAAAAGAAGAUCAGGCACUUCCUUCAGCACUCCAAAGCAGGACGCCAAGUAGCAAAGGACAUUGAGCGAGAUAGUCUUCAACACAAGAACGACGGUUCGAGCAGAGUCCCAAACGACCAUGCGAUGACUGCCGAUUUGCGGAACAGAAAGUCUACGAAGAAAGACCGCAGUCCACAUCAUCUGACACACUAUGGAGGAUUUCCGUUCCCUUGGGAGAGCCCUAGUAUUCGAAACUUCUUCCACAAGCCUUUUCGAAGACUACGUCGCCCUCCUCACGAUGAACCACACAACUACCUUUCUUUCAAACCGGCGCUUGACUCGAGAGGACGCUUUCUUUCACUGGACGAACGACAACGUGAAGAACUAGGAGGAGUUGAGUACAAGGCGCUCCACCUUUUGGGCUGGCUUCUUCCAAUUUAUCUUCUUUUCUGGUUUUGCGUGGGUGUUGUAAUACUGGUGCCGUACAGCUAUUACCCUCCCCUGGCAGACGUGAUAAGAACUUCUCAGCCGGGAAACCUGGAGCCAGGAUGGUGGGCCACCUUCAUAGCCAUGUCAUCAUUCUGCAAUUGCGGCUUCAGUCUGCUGGACCAGAACAUGAUUGCGGUCCGCGGCUAUGAUUUGACACUCAUCGUUACAGGCGCUCUUAUCCUUGUUGGCAAUCAGCUUUACCCAGUUUUCCUACGGUUCAUCAUCUGGUGUCUGUUCAAGCUCGUACCUAAGGAUUCCGAACUUCACCAUACUUGCGCCUUCCUACUACACCACCCUCGAAGGUGUUUCAUUUUGCUGUUUCCUAGCAUCAAUACAUGGUAUCUACUGGCUGCCCAAUUAGGUAUCGACUUCAUCCUUUGGGCCUUUUUCGAUAUCUUGAACAUUGGACUUUCCGCCAUACAGAGCAUGAGUGCGGGCCAGCAGACACUGGUAGGCUUGUUCCAAAGUCUGGGUGUCCGAGUUGGUGGUCUCUAUGCUGUCUUGAUCAGUGACACUGCACCCGCUGUGCAGAUCAUGUAUUUGGCGGGCAUGUACAUUUCGGCAUUUCCCAUCAUCAUAUCUCUUCGACAGACCAACAUUUACGAGGAAAGGUCUCUCGGUAUCCAGAACAGCAGUGACGAAGACGCGGAGAAGAAGAGCGAGCAGUCGUAUCUAUCUGAACACGUCAAGAAGCAGUUGGCAUACGAUCUUUGGUGGCUCAUCCUUGCGAUUUGGCUAAUUACCAUUAUCGAGCGUACACAGAUCGUCGCUGGAGGCGAGUAUUUUUCCCUUUGGGCCAUUCUUUUCGAGGUCGUAUCUGCAUACGGCACGGUUGGCCUCAGCUUGGGAGUACCGUACGACAACUUUUCGUUCAGUGGUACAUGGCAUACUCUAAGUAAGCUGAUCCUCAUCUGCGUCAUGAUUCGAGGGAGACACAGGGGUCUGCCAUACGCGAUUGAUAGGGCGGUUCUGUUACCUGGUGAAGAGUUGAUGGAGAAGAUGGACAAGGAAGUCAACGGUAGAGGCAGAGAUAAGGGAGACGCCCAUUGGCAGGAAGAAGAGCAAAGAAUUCGACGCGAGGAAGAGGGCUCUCAAGCGGAACAUGAAGAGCGCGGUCAAGAUCCCGAGGGACAUCAGGUCAAGGGUACAGAAGAAGGUCCUUCAUGAUUAUCUUGUCUAGUCCUUGCAUUAUUGAAGAAGAUCCACCACUC
This is a messenger RNA of Aureobasidium pullulans EXF-150, 2382 nucleotides long. RefSeq names its product TrkH-domain-containing protein. Gene Ontology annotation, cellular component: plasma membrane. Gene Ontology annotation, biological process: intracellular potassium ion homeostasis; potassium ion import across plasma membrane. Gene Ontology annotation, molecular function: high-affinity potassium ion transmembrane transporter activity. The transcript is spliced from 4 exons. The coding region runs from base 350 to 2338 and encodes 662 amino acids. The record is from RefSeq and is a predicted model, not a curated record. Lineage: Eukaryota; Fungi; Ascomycota; Dothideomycetes; Dothideales; Saccotheciaceae.